Molecule: messenger RNA, 2248 nt
Organism: Punica granatum (pomegranate)
Lineage: Eukaryota; Viridiplantae; Streptophyta; Magnoliopsida; Myrtales; Lythraceae
Source: RefSeq, a predicted model, not a curated record
CUGCUCCACUGUACGUCACAACACUCUCGUCCAGUCGUCGUCGUCUCACUGCACUGCGGACAUUAACAACAGUGCAGAGCAGAAGCAAACUUCUCGUGACACACAGUUCCCAAAGAUCCGUCUCAUUCCGCAACCAACCCUUUUGCAGCUGGCCAGAGUCUUGGGAUCGGAAGUCGGAUUCGAGCUGUUCUUGCUUCCCUUUCUCCGGGUUCUUGGGAUUGGAGAUUCCAAGUUCUUGAUCAGGAAAUCUCUUUGACUGGGCAAGUGUUUACUUUUGGAUCAUUUGAAGCUGCGCGCGGCUACAAAAGCUCGGAAUCUCCAUAAAAGCGCUUGCUUUCUUGAUUACGAGGCUUAUUGUCUAUAGAUGGACUCUUCUCGCUUGACGAGCUUGAAGCCCAAUGCUCUCCCAAGAAGUCGUCGUGGGUGCUUCUGGGGUGAGAGUGUCAGAGGGAGUUGGAAGAACAGUAACCGAUUCGGGACUCAGGGAUUGACAGCUCCGAGUAAUGAGAAGGGCUUUAAGCAUCUUAAGGCAGGGGCUUCUGUUGUUCGCUCUGUUCUCACUUCGGACUUCGACACCGAGAUCACGAAAUUUCAACCCCCUGAACUGGAGACCCCGAAAGCGGACCCGAAUAAGGUGGCUUCGAUCAUACUGGGCGGAGGUGCAGGAACUCGCCUCUUUCCACUCACUAGUCGCAGGGCAAAGCCAGCGGUCCCUAUUGGUGGAUGCUACCGAUUGAUCGAUAUUCCAAUGAGUAAUUGCAUUAACAGCGGUAUAAGAAAGAUAUUCAUCCUAACGCAAUUUAACUCCUUCUCCCUCAAUCGCCACCUGUCCCGUACUUAUAAUUUCGAUAAGGGCGUCCACUUUGCUGACGGCUUCGUAGAGGUUCUGGCAGCAACUCAGACACCAGGUGAAGCGGGAAAUAGGUGGUUCCAAGGAACUGCUGAUGCUGUUAGGCAAUUUAUAUGGGUUUUUGAGGAUGCAAAGACCAAGAAUGUGGAGAAUAUUGUGAUCUUGUCGGGUGAUCAUCUCUACAGGAUGGACUAUAUGGACUUUGUGCAGAAGCAUAUUGAUACAAAUGCUGAUAUUACCGUUUCAUGUGUUCCGAUGGAUGACAGCCGUGCAUCGGAUUAUGGACUGGUGAAGAUCGACAGCACUGGCAGAAUAGUUCACUUUGCUGAGAAACCAAAGGGCAAAGAUUUGAGAGCAAUGCAAGUUGAUACGACUAUCCUUGGGCUAUCAAAGCAGGAUGCGGCAAGACUCCCAUACAUCGCUUCGAUGGGCGUUUACGUGUUCAAGACGGAAGUGCUGCUGAAGCUUCUGAGGUGGACCUAUCCCUCUUGCAAUGAUUUUGGCUCUGAAAUCAUUCCAUCUGCGGUGAUGGAGCACAAUGUCCAGGCAUAUCUUUUCAGAGACUACUGGGAGGAUAUUGGAACAAUUAAGUCGUUUUUCGACUCUAACCUGGCACUGACAGAACAGCCUCCCAACUUUGAGUUUUAUGAUCCUAAAACGCCCUUCUUCACGUCCCCGAGAUUCUUACCACCCACUAAAGUUGAAAAAUGCCGGAUCGUGGAUGCAAUAAUAUCACACGGUUGCUUCCUCCAAGAAUGUAGCGUCGAACAUUCUAUUGUGGGCGUGCGCUCCCGUUUAGAUUAUGGUGUCGAGCUUAAGGAUACUAUGAUGAUGGGGGCAGAUUACUAUCAGACUGAAUCAGAGAUAGCUGCUGCCCUAGCGGAAGGCAAGGUUCCCGUUGGCGUUGGUCGGAAUACCAAAAUAAUGAACUGCAUAAUCGACAAGAACGCAAGGAUUGGGAAAGACGUGGUUAUCAAGAACAGUGAUGGUGUUCAAGAAGCGGACAGGCCCGAGGAAGGAUUCUACAUCAGGUCUGGAAUCACAGUUAUACUCAAGAAUGCCACCAUUAAGGAUGGGACCAUUAUUUGAAACCCGAGAGAGCUCAUCAUGCGAUGAAGGUCGUCUUGUUCAGACCCAAAAGCCUGAGCUGCUGCUGUCUUACAGCGCAGUACUCAAUUUCCGUGCUAACUCCUCAGAGAAGGUAGAUUUCUCUAGACAGGGUCUGUAAAUGUAGUUCGGAUCCUUCUACUAAGUGAAAGAAGAGCCUGAUAGGCGGUAGCUGGUGACAUCACAUAGCUAGUAGUUCAUGAAUAAAAGAGAGAAUAUGUACAAUAUACUGACUGUGCGGUAAUAAAGGUUUAAGCUACAGCAGCAUAUAAUAUGAAAGGAUUCGCAUAC